GUUUCACAUGUCGAUCCAAUAAAUUUUUGUUGUAUCCUUUUUUUCUAUCCCAAGAAAAUAAAAAAAGUAGAACAAUACUUUUUCACACGUUUCAUGAAUAAACAAAGACGUUGCUUUCAUCGUCUUCGAGCCGAUUUCUAGAUUCUCCUCCACCACCAUUUUAACCCUUCUUUUAAAUUCCUUCCUUCAAUCAAAACUUUGUAUUUAUUUAUCACAAACCUCUUCUUUAUAUCUCCUAACAACGUCUCGCAUGAACAAGAAGAUUGAAUCGAAACAAAGAAGAUCAUGAACAUGAACAAGAACAAGGUGGAUGUCAAGAUCGAGACGAAGAAAGGGUCGAUGGACGAGUGGCCUGAGCCAGUGGUCCGAGUCCAGUCCCUAGCCGAGAGCAACCUCUCCUCUCUCCCCGACCGGUACAUCAAACCGGCCUCUCUACGCCCCACCCCGGCCCAAGACGCUGCCGCCGCGACCAACAUCCCAAUCAUAGACCUGGAAGGGCUCUUCUCGGAGGAAGGGACGUCCGAUGACGUCAUCAUGGCUCGGAUAUCGGAGGCUUGCCGAGAGUGGGGGUUUUUCCAAGUGGUGAACCACGGGGUCAAACCGGAGCUGAUGGACGCGGCUAGAGAGAGUUGGAGAGAGUUUUUCCAUAUGCCGGUCAAUGCGAAGGAGACUUACUCGAACUCACCAAGAACCUACGAAGGGUAUGGGAGUAGAUUAGGUGUUGAGAAAGGAGCAAGCCUUGACUGGAGUGACUAUUACUUUCUUCAUCUUCUUCCUCAUCGUUUGAAAGACUUCAACAAGUGGCCUUCUUUUCCUCCCACCAUAAGAGAAGUGAUCGAUGAAUACGGGAAAGAACUAGUGAAUCUAAGCGGGAGAAUCAUGAGGGUGUUGUCGACCAAUCUGGGACUACAAGAGGAUAAGUUUCAAGAAGCAUUCGGAGGUGAAAACAUUGGAGCAUGUCUGAGGGUUAAUUACUACCCCAAGUGCCCUCGACCGGAGCUGGCUCUUGGUCUCUCCCCUCACUCCGACCCUGGCGGCAUGACCGUUCUCUUACCGGACGAUCAAGUCUUCGGUCUCCAGGUUCGUAAAGAUGACACGUGGAUCACCGUCAAGCCUCAUCCCCAUGCUUUCAUCGUCAAUAUUGGUGAUCAGAUUCAGAUACUAAGCAACUCAACGUACAAGAGUGUGGAGCAUAGGGUGAUCGUGAACUCGGACAAAGAGAGAGUGUCACUUGCCUUCUUCUACAACCCUAAAAGCGAUAUUCCCAUCCAACCAUUACAAGAACUUGUAUCCGCUCGUAGUCCUCCUUUAUAUCCUCCCAUGACCUUUGAUCAGUAUAGACUCUUUAUCAGAACUCAAGGUCCACAAGGCAAAUCCCAUGUUGAAUCUCAUAUUUCUCCUCGGCCUCGUUGAUUGUUUCUUUUUUUUUCCUAUUAAGAAAAAAAAUUAAUGUUAUUAAUUUUGUAAUUUCAGGAUAUUACAUCUGACUUGUAUAUGAUUGUACAAUCAUUUUUAUAUUUUGAAUUUUCAAAGGAUCAUUAUUUAUCUUUAA
Molecule: messenger RNA, 1552 nt
Organism: Capsella rubella
Lineage: Eukaryota; Viridiplantae; Streptophyta; Magnoliopsida; Brassicales; Brassicaceae
Product: probable 2-oxoglutarate-dependent dioxygenase At5g05600
Exons: 3
Coding region: 286-1413 (375 amino acids)
Source: RefSeq, a predicted model, not a curated record